CCGUCCUCAUACACUAUCUAGCUGACUACACGGCGAUUCGGGAGUGGUGCAGGAGCGUCGAGAGCUGCAGACGAAAACAGCAUGGACGGUGCACAGUAACGCGACUCCGUUACAGACAGCAAGCCAGAGACUUUAGCGUAUUUGGAUCCUCACUGCUUCGGCUGGCGUGAUCUCAGAAUGCGUGGUGCGCGUGACGGGACGUCGGCUGCGUGAAGCGGCGCGCGUGACGCCUGUUGUUAAGGUGUUAAUGCUAGCAGGCUAACUUCAAGGGGAGUGUCCGUCCAGUUCCAGUGAAUAAAGACUGCUAAAGAUUUACUGCAUCGUUUUAAGGUAUUAUAUUGCACAGACAGUUCUUCAGCAACUGUAUUUAUGCAACCAGCAAACCCUGGAAUGGGGAAUGGAGUACAGGAACAUCGGGGGGCGCUCACACAGGGCGAGGUGCUACAACGCUCCUCCUCCAGCCAGUCAGAGGGUUUUAAGCAGGGCCGGUCUGUGCUGAACUCGUUGCUCUCUGGGGCCUUCGCAGGAGCUGUGGCUAAAACAGCAGUAGCGCCGCUGGACAGGACCAAGAUCAUGUUCCAAGUGUCUUCAAACAGAUUUUCUGCCAAGGAGGCUUACCGGUUGAUUUAUCGCACCUAUCUGAAGGAAGGCUUCCUGAGCUUAUGGAGGGGCAACUCGGCUACCAUGGUGCGGGUCAUCCCCUACGCCGCCAUCCAGUUCUGUGCCCACGAACAAUACAAGAGGCUUCUAGGGGGUUAUUAUGGCUUUCAGGGAAAGGCUCUGCCUCCUGUGCCGAGACUCCUGGCCGGCUCACUGGCUGGCACCACAGCCGCCAUGCUCACGUACCCGCUCGACAUGGUGCGCGCCCGCAUGGCCGUCACGCCGAAAGAAAUGUACAGCAAUAUAAUGCACGUGUUUGGGCGGAUCUCCCGCGAGGAAGGGCUGAAGACGCUCUACAGAGGAUUCACUCCAACCAUACUGGGUGUGAUUCCCUACGCAGGCCUCAGCUUCUUCACCUACGAGACUCUUAAGAAACUCCAUGCAGAGAAAACCGGACGAGCUCAGCCUUAUUCUUAUGAGCGGCUGGCGUUCGGCGCGUGCGCCGGCCUCGUCGGUCAGUCGUCCUCUUAUCCACUGGACGUCGUGCGGCGCCGCAUGCAGACGGCAGGGGUGACGGGCCAUACGUACAGCACCAUCCUGGGCACCAUGCAGCAGAUCGUGUCGGAAGAGGGCGUCAUUCGCGGCCUGUACAAAGGACUGAGCAUGAACUGGGUCAAAGGGCCUAUCGCUGUGGGCAUCAGCUUCAUGACCUUUGACCUCACACAGAUUCUGCUGAGGAAAAUGAGCGCAUGAUGGCGCAGCACGCGGGGAGACGGUAUCCCUGACGCCUGCCCGUGUCUCUGUAUGGGACGCCUGGAAAGGGUCUUGUGUCAGACUCAGGAAGGAGGAGGAGGAGGAUGAGUGGAAACCAGCAGACGUGCUGCCAGAGGAAGUGAAGGUUUAUCGACAGACGCACAAGAACAGAGACGGGGAAUUUGGGGUUUCUACGUUUUGCAGGAAUGUGAAGUGACUUUUUAAGUUUAGUGAUUUUUUAUUUUUUUUGUUUUCUAAGUUUGAGAAUCUCUUGGUACACACUAUGUGUGUGUUUGAGCGCGCGAAAUAGGACAUAGAGUUACAGAGGGAGACAAAGCGAAUGUACGUAGUGUAUGAUCUCUUCCUUUAUACUGCUGUCUCACGAGUGUCCACACAGGAUCUCCUGUAACAGUGCAAUAUGUUCUUUCUCGAGCUGGGCGCUUAUACGCAUUUUUAUUUUUUAUGUCAGUGUUAUGUGUAUGACGCACACAUACAGUACAUGCAAGUUUAUGAAAACUUCACAUGCGUUUUUCAAACGAAACCCCUUCAUUCAGCCGAUCAGGAGAUUUUUUAGAUUGUGGGUAAGAUUGGUUAAAUAUGGCAACCAAUAAAAAUACAGAUGGGGCGGAGUUUAGGGCGUUGGGCUCAAGUGUCAAGUUUUCAAAAAUGAAUUAAAAAAGCCGACAGGUGCUGCUGAUGAAUAUACAAGCGCAUACUUGAACAAAAUUAUCCCAUCGUAUAUUGUGAUCGCUCAGCUCUGCUUUAUGAACAUAAAUCACUCCUUUAUUUCUAGAGAUACUUCCUGUAUAUGUCUUUUCUGCCUUGAUCACCAUACGCACCCAAACGAGCGUUUAAUUCCUCUCAGUUGUGUGAAUUUAAGACUUCAUAACUGAGAAGGUGUUACAGAAAACAGCAGUAAGGAUGUAACGGAGCAGAACGAGAGGAAGUUCUGGGAAAGUUUUGAGCAUCUCGCUGCUCUCGAUCUCCGUUGAUGAAUGAAGUCCAUUGAUUCUAUCUUUAUCCUGUGUGUGUGUGUGUGUGUGUGUGUGUGUGGUUUGUGUGUGUGUGGAGACGUUCGCACCACAGAGGGCUGAGAGCAGGUGUGUGAGAGGGAGAAAGAAAGAGCUGACCAGCUGUGAGCUGGCUUAUAGUGUGUGUGUGUGUGUGUGUGUGUGUGUUGGUGGGGGUUGUUGUUUCUCUAUUACACAUCUGUGCUUUAGUAGGUAUGCCACGGUGCAUAUUAAGGUGUGCGUGUGUGUGUUAAUUGUGUAUCAGAUGUAUAGUAGCUGUUGAUAAGGAGGAUAUACUAAGUGCCUACAGAGAAAGAGUAGAAUAAAACACAUCUUUUGUACCUUUAUUAUGGAUCUUUAGCUUUUUUAAAAAUAUGGAUUUAGUGCAGCUUUCAUUUUUAAAUUAAUUGACAUGCACAACUUGCCUGAUUCAAAGUAAAGCUUUGAAUAAGACUACACGCCUUUAUAGAUACAUAGUGAUGGUACAAAGUGUGUAUGAGUGAGGAUCCCACUUGAGAGACGAGGAUCGAGUCUUUUUGACGCAGGUAUACAUGCGUCUCCUCUGUUUUAAUCCUGUGCUGAUAACAGUGCAAUAGGCAAGAGCUCUUUCUGUGUAACCGUGUGAUAUAUAAUUUUAAACAUGUUAUUUUGUUUUAAUUGUCCCGGUUUUGACAUUUUUGCCGUUCUGUGGGUGUUUAAUUACUUCUGAGGAGACGUAAAGGAAUACUCUGGCACUUUGGUGGGGAUGUAGGUGUACAUGUGAUUUACUCUAAACUGGAAUUUCAACCACUUUAUCUGGAAAUGAAAGAACACAACAAAAAAAGGUUAUGCAGAAGACUUGAACAAAAUCGUGACUGAUCUUUAAGUGAACAGUUUGCUCAUAUUAAAGGCCUAAAACCGACUAACUUUUAAAGCGUUUCACAAGAACAGCUUCUGUCGUGUCUUCCUCGUCUUAGCACCGUUAUUGUUAAACUUGUGUUUUGCCGGUUGUGUUCACUUUGCCUUAGAUUCGAAUUCUGCGUGAGUUUUAACCGAACAGUUUUUCUGUUCUUUUUAUUUUGUCAAAGACAAAAAAAAACAUUUUACACCGUUUCUGUUCUGUAGUAGCCCUUUUUUCCGCCGAGGUGGUUCUGGAGCUGCUUCAGAGGCCAUGAGACGGAGAAAGCCGGUUCCAUAGCGGCGACAACACUUUGCUGGGCUUGAACAAAGAACUGUUUAUGUCAGGACCUGGUGGCUUUAGUCAUGACCAACUAAACGUUUGUGACCCCAUCUAUAAAAUUUUUUUACUCACUAUGAAUUAUUAUUUUAAUGAAUUGCUUGCAAAACCAUGUUGAAGUUCGCUUUUGCUGAUGAUGUGCUUUUUUUUUUUUUUGCUAGCAUCGCCGCUAGAUUUGCUGGGAAAGUAGAGACGUACACAGAUUUGUACAGUGACCUAAUUAUGUGAUUCACUAGCCCAUGGAAAGCCAUUUCUUAGAAGCUUUGCAAUUGAACCAGGUCUGAACUGUCACCAGACAUAAACUGGCACCUGGUUCACCUUGGUGGAAAAGGGUAGUGAUUAUGUUUGUUUAAAAAUGCUCUGAUGAAAAAAAUCCAAUGUGACUCGGGUUUAGUGUGUGUUCUUGCUGAUUCGUGUAUGAUGUAACCGGAGCAGUGGUGGUUCAGAUAGUUAAGGCUUUGAGUUACUGAUCGGAAGGUCAGUGGUUCGAGCCCCAGCACCACCAAACUGCCACUGCUGAGCCCUUGAACAAGGUCCUAAACCCUUUUUGCUCCAGGGGGCGUUGUAUUCUGGCGGACCGUGUGCCCUUCCUCGAGCUUCCUAACUGGCAUACGUAUGUGUGGAAAAAAAUCAUGUCACAGUUCUGUAACAAAUAAAUCAUAGAAUGUUAAUAAAGCAUAUUUAAUAUGUAGAGAGAGAGAGAGAGAGAGAGAGAGACUCAGGCUUAGAGGCUACGGUUUGCUCUUCACACUCUGUAUUAAAGAUUCUGUUAAAAUUUUAUAAAUAUAAAUUCCAGCACGAGGAGCUCGUUGCUAGCGGCAACCAUCGCAAAUGGAGCACAUCAAAUCUUCCAUAAUGUCAUAAAGUACAGUAGGUUAGACAUGUGGGUGUGUGUUGUACGCCGUCUUGCCUUGGAUGAAUCUCUGUUCUGUGGUAAAAGCACAUUUGCUACAAUUUGCAACGAAUCUAGACUGACUUUUAAAAGCGGUUAAGUAUUCCUUUAAUAGUAUUGAUUAUCGUCAAAGCUUUCUGACUGAGUGACGUGUUCAGUGUUAAUCCCUGCAUUUACUGCCUGAAGUCUGACACUCAGACUGUUGUUCAGUGCUGGUGAGUGUUUUGAUGUGUCGUGUGUUGCUGUAUGUGCCGUGAUCGUUUCCUUAUUCACACAAAUAACGUCAAGACAAGGUCAUAUGGAAUGUUUUUUUUAAUUUUUUUUUUUUAAAGCGAACAACAUUAAAUAAAAAAAAAAUGGUUAUGUUCUCUCUCUCUCUCUCUCUCUCUCUCUCUAUAUAUAUAUACUUCUCUUUUACAAACCUUAUCUCUUUAAAUUAAGAGUUUACUAACAGACAAUCACUUGAUGCCAAAGUACAGUUUGUGUGUUAAUCUGUUUGCUUUGACAUUUUAUGAUUACUGAUUUUUUUUUUUUUAAACUUGCAGUUUAACGAGACCUAGUAACACUUUUAAAAAAAAAAAAACUGUCAUUUUUAAAAAAAUCCAAUCCAAUCAUCCAUGUGCUUUCUUUAUCCCUUAACAGCAGGUACUCUGAACUCAAACACGUCUUGUUAACUUUAAACUAACUGGACUUGAGUGUAAACCUUUUAUAAGCUGUAAGUGAAAUGUAACCUUGUAGAAUAAACUCACUCGAUGAUGUUCAUCAGUGUGCUGGAA
This is a messenger RNA of Clarias gariepinus (North African catfish), 5247 nucleotides long. RefSeq names its product solute carrier family 25 member 42 (gene slc25a42). The transcript has 8 exons. The record is from RefSeq and is a predicted model, not a curated record. Gene Ontology annotation, cellular component: mitochondrial inner membrane. Bases 370 to 1353 code for a protein of 327 amino acids. Gene Ontology annotation, biological process: transmembrane transport. Lineage: Eukaryota; Metazoa; Chordata; Actinopteri; Siluriformes; Clariidae.